Fusarium redolens is the source of this 2022-nucleotide messenger RNA. Its product is annotated as glycosyl hydrolase. Lineage: Eukaryota; Fungi; Ascomycota; Sordariomycetes; Hypocreales; Nectriaceae. Bases 1 to 2022 code for a protein of 673 amino acids. The transcript has a single exon. Gene Ontology annotation, biological process: carbohydrate metabolic process. Gene Ontology annotation, molecular function: hydrolase activity, hydrolyzing O-glycosyl compounds. The record is from RefSeq and is a predicted model, not a curated record.
AUGAUCUAUUCCGCUCUUCUACCACUCGCCGCCGCCUUGGCUGCAGGAGCUUCCCUCCCUCACUUUAAAAACUGUCAUCUCAAAAGCUAUCCAGGCCCUGAAAACCCAAGUUUUGAGACUGGCAACCUCGAGGGAUGGGAAGUUGUCAGCGGCACUGCAUUCGGCAAAGACUCCAUCUCCAGCGAUGUAUCAUACUGGGAUGGUCCCUUCCAUCAGGAUGGCAAGAAGUUUCUCCUAGGCUUUAAGCAAGCCGGUGAGACAGCCGUUGGGGAACUCAAGUCAAGCACCUUCAGAGCCAGCUCUACCCUGAGCUUCCUAAUCGGAGGUGGAUAUGACCCUGACAAUCUCUACGUUGCUCUUGUGCGCGAGUCGGAUAGAAAGGUCCUUCUCAAGCAGACGGCGACCAACGACGAGGCUCUCAUUCGCAUCAUCUGGGACACGAGCAAGUGGCAGGGUCAGAAGGUGCAUAUCGUCGUGCAUGACAGCAGCAAGUCGGAGUCCUGGGGCCACAUAAAUAUUGACGACGUUCGCGUUGGCUGCCAUGCUCUUGGAAACGGCAAGGAUCUCUCCUUCAACAUACUCGGCCAGGCAAAUCAAGCUCCUCACGGCUCCUCCGCUUGCUCCUCCUAUGCUGCAGACCCCACUAGACCUCAGUACCACUACACACCCUUCCAAGGGUGGAUCAACGACCCCGCUGGUCUGGUCGAGUUUCAUGGGACUCAUCACCUGUUUAGCCAAUACUACCCCGAUGCACCGCUGUGGGGUCCCAUGCAUUGGGCCCAUGCCACGAGUACUGAUGCGGUUCACUGGCGUGAGCAACCUGUGGCAUUGUACCCUGCCAAAGUGAGCAACUCUAGUGACGAUUCUGGUCGCUUUACUGGAAGUGCAGUCGUCGACAAGAAGAACGAGUUGCGGCUUAUUUUGACUGACUACAUCAAUCUUGCCUACCACCCUGACGCAGUUCAGGAGAGUGUAAUCACGGCUAUGAGCAAAGAUGGGGUCAGGUUCAAUCUGUCUAAGAAACCGAUCAUUUCUGGACCUCCAAAAGGAGAAGAUCCCUUCUUCCGAGACCCCAAGGUCUUUCGUGACCCAACCGACAACAACUGGAAAAUGGCUGUUGGCGCCACCAACGGCGAGACUGGCCAAGUACAGCUGUAUGAGUCUGACGACCUCGUGUCUUGGUCCCAUGUCGGUAUUCUCUAUACUGGCGACGGUAGCACUGGGAAGCUAUGGGAGUGUCCCAACUUCUUCCCACUGGGCGACAAAUGGGUUCUCUUUUAUGGCGGAAAUGGACUCGGUUGGUACGAGACUGGCACGUAUAAUGGAACGACGUUCACAAGUGAAAAGCGCGGACUGGUUGAUGAGGGCCCUGCUAGUUACGCUAUGCAGUGGUACAAGGAUGAGUCAGGCCGCGAUCUGGCGAUUACUUGGAUGGCAAAUUGGCCUAGUCCCAAGUGGCCCAGUCGUGUGAACGGAUGGGCCGGACAACAAUCCAUUACGCGCGAGUUGUUUGUCCGCAAAGAUGGUGGUCUGGGUCAACGUCCAAUUGCGGAGCUGAAGAGUCUUGCAUCUGGCCCGGCCAGGAAAUUUGGAGCUACCAAGGUUACAUCAAAAGGUUUCCAUGUCGGAAGCUCCAGGAGCGCUAGACUCACCCUUGUCGUCGAUCUCGCUUCGUCGGAUGCUACAUCCUUCACCGUCUCACUCUUUGAGUCUACCGGUGAAUCCGUACUGCUGACAUUCGAUAAAGGCGCUGGAAGUCUCACCCUUGACACUACUAAUGCUGGCUAUGGUCAGGCCGGGAAGUGGAAAGCCUUUGUUGCUAAUGCGGACGACAAGAAGCUCAACUUGGAUAUCCUUCUUGAUAGAUCUGUUCUUGAGAUUUUCGCAGGUGAUGGGACCGUGUUUUCGGCCACUGUCUUUCCUAGGUAUCAGGAGUCGCAGGAUAUUAGCGUACUCGCGAAUGGAGGUUCUUUGGCGGUGGAUUCGAUUGCGCUUACGCCACUCGGCUCUAGCUGGUGUUGA